Messenger RNA from Magallana angulata, 4328 nucleotides. Its product is annotated as atrial natriuretic peptide receptor 1-like. Gene Ontology annotation, cellular component: membrane. Bases 114 to 3695 code for a protein of 1193 amino acids. NCBI's taxonomy places the organism in Eukaryota, Metazoa, Mollusca, Bivalvia, Ostreida, Ostreidae. The transcript is spliced from 24 exons. The record is from RefSeq and is a predicted model, not a curated record. Gene Ontology annotation, molecular function: protein kinase activity; ATP binding; guanylate cyclase activity. Gene Ontology annotation, biological process: cGMP biosynthetic process; intracellular signal transduction; receptor guanylyl cyclase signaling pathway.
GGAGUAAAAACUCUCUCCGCGAAAAAAGAAAAAGUCCAUCUCCCGAUAUACUCGAUCAUGUAGUAAGAAAAUGAAACCAAUGUAAAGACAUCGUUGCUUGAUACAAGCGCGGAAUGACAUUCAGAGAGGUUUUGGGAACGCUGGUAUUUAAUGUUUUAGUGACAAGGGCUUUUUCCGGGAAUGUCCAGGCGGUUUGGAUGGCCCCUAGGGCCACGCCCCCGGGCUCAGCCCUCGUGGUGAAUGCCUCGACAUCCGUGGGGGCCUUGGCAUAUGCAGUGGAUAGCAUCUACAGAAAUGGCAUCCUGGCCAACGGGAUCUUCCAAAUCAAUUGGAUAGACUCGGGAUGUGAUAGCAAACAGAGUAUAGGCGAGUUCACGGACUUCCUGUUCAACAACAGAGUCGACGUCAUUUUCGGACCACCCUGCACAAAAGCCAUGAUUCCUAUCGCGGAGCUGGCGGCCUACAGAGACAUCCCAGUAUUUGGUUGGCUGUCCAAUGAAGAGUCUCUAGACGACAAAAAUAAACUGCAGACUCUGGUCAGAUCCAUCGCCCCUCUCUCCGCCAUAGGAAGCAUCCUCAGCAUCUUCCUGUCUGGCUUUUUCUGGCUUCGGCUGAUUGUGAUAUCCUCGGCGGAUUCCGAAUGUGAAGCGUACGCCAGUGCGUUUAUUUCGGAAAUCGAGACUCCAUACUGGGCUUCUUAUGGAUUCUUUCUUGCUCAUCACUACGCACGCGUGGAACUUAACGCAACUGACUCCACCAUUGAUACUAUGUAUUCCGCCAUCAAAUAUGAAGGCAGAAUCAUCAUAAUAAUUGUUCCCGAGUCUGAGCUUCGCUCUUACAUGGUCAGAGCGCAUGCUCAAGGCAUGGAUGGCGGAGAAUACCAAUUCCUUUUUAUCAAGACGACUCUAGUGACCAUCGAGGAGUUAGCAGACUUAGAGAGCACGGCAUUGUGGGAACGAGGACUUCCUGAUGACGAGGGGGCGAGGCAAGGCUUUGAAAACCUCCUCUACCUGUCAUUUGGAGACACACUGCAGGGAAACGCGACGUCUUCCUGGAUCAAUGACGCUUACUCCGCCUACCUGUCCCUCAAGUCAUCAUUCCCAUCCCUCCCCGACUGGGCAGAGCCGGACAUCUACUCGCCGGCCUUGCAUGACGCCGUGUACUUAUACGCUCACGCUUUGAGAGACAAUGGAGGGGAUCCUGCAAAUGUCAACGGCUCCCUGAUAAAACACGCCGUAGAAAACACGCACUUCAAAGGUCUCUCAGGGGAUGUCAUCAUGUCGAAUGAUGCCGAUCGAUACGCUUCAAUCACCGUGUUCGAUCUCACAGAGUCGGGCAAUUUUACCACCGUGGCUUUCUACCGGAUGGCAAUAGUCAAUGGCACUAUAUUCCCGGAGAGUGAUCUGACCUACUUCCGUUGGGGGGACGGGACCACUAGCGAUGAUCGGAUCCCCGAGGACACACCCAGAUGUGGCUUUUUCAAUGAAAAAUGCCCACCAGCCUCAGCUUCAUCCGACGACCUCGCUGUAUACAUUGGUGUAUCGCUAGCAGUCAUGGUUCUUGCGUUGAUGAUGUUUUUGGCAUACAGAAUAUGGAAAAGAGAAAAAGAUCUGCAAAAUGUUGCCUGGAAAAUUCACUUCAGAGACAUUGAUUUUUUGGUGGGAAAACAGGUCCGCUCUUUUAUGAAUCUUUCUCGCCAUGACACCAGCAGUGAGCUAGCCACUCGGAAGGGCAGCGCCGGGGAGUCACCAUUACGUCACAGACGGCCGAGCCUUGGGAGUCGCUCGGACAAGGAGACUGAGUACAACUGCGGGACGACGAACGCCGACACCCUGUCCAUGGACAACAAUGUGGUACAGAGUACUAACAUCACGGUGGCCCGCUACAGGGGCCGCAUGGUCGCCAUCAAGUCACUCAGGAAGAAGAAACUGAAAACGGACGGGGUCAAGUUCCUGAAAGAAAUGAAACAGGUGAUUGAGUUUAAGCACGGAAACAUCGCCUCUAUGCUGGGUAUCUGUACUGAUGCCGACACACCCUGUGUUAUCUGGGAGUACUGCAGCAAGGGGAGUGUACAGGAUGUGAUAGAACAUGAUGACAUAAAAUUGGAUACUAUGUUCAAAAUAUCAAUUGCAGUCGACAUAUGCAAGGGACUGGCCUACCUCCAUAAAAGUGACCUUCGUUUCCAUGGUAACCUGAAAAGUUCGAACUGUUUGAUUGACAGUCGGUGGGCGUGUAAGCUGACGGACUUUGCACCUCGUCAUCUUCAAGGAGAAGAUAUUGAUGACAAAGAGGGGGAGGAUGAAAAAUAUGCAGCCUUGCUUUGGACGGCCCCAGAGCUACUCCGAAAAAUAAUUCCCACUGGAAAGAGAUUCGGGUCGCCAGCCGGUGACGUAUAUGCCUUUGCCAUUAUUGCAAAAGAGCUGAUCUGUAGGGAUAGGCCAUACUCCAUGGAGAGUCAUCUUACUGAUGAAGAAAUCAUCAGUAAGGUGAUGAGUGAUAACGAGGUUAAACGGUUCAGACCGGCCUUCCCCCAGGAACUGGACGGCAUCCAGACGGCCAAACAGAGCUACGCCAUCAGGAAGCUGAUACAGAGCUGCUGGAUCGAGGACCCCAUGAUGAGGCCCACAAUCAAAACCAUAUUAAAAGCACUGAACAGGAUAAACCCGUACAAGAAUUCGAAUGUAAUAGAAAACAUGGUUGUGAUGAUGGAGAAAUAUUCAACGCAGUUGGAGGAGAUUGUAGCAGAAAGAACCGAGCAACUGCAGGAAGAAAAGAGAAAGACGGAUGCUCUUUUGUUUCGUAUGCUUCCCAGAAAAGUGGCAGAGGAAUUAAAGUUGGGAAGGCCGGUGGAGGCUGAGAAUUUUGAGUGCGUGACGAUUUAUUUCUCUGAUAUCGUUGGCUUCACCAAUCUCGCUGGAGGAAGCACCCCCAUACAGGUUGUUGACUUGCUGAAUACGUUGUAUACACUAUUUGACGACAUCAUCGAACAUUAUGACGUAUAUAAGGUAGAAACAAUUGGCGAUGCUUACAUGAUAGUGAGCGGACUUCCGGAAAGAAACGGAAAUAACCAUGCCAACGAAAUCGCAAAGGUGGCGCUGGAGCUCUUGGAUGGCGUCAACCGUUUCCAGAUUCCACAUAAACCCGAUGAAAAACUUCAAAUAAGAAUUGGUCUACAUUCCGGUCCUGUCUGCGCAGGUGUUGUAGGUCUUACAAUGCCCCGGUAUUGUCUGUUUGGAGACACCGUUAAUACAGCCUCAAGGAUGGAAUCUAAUGGCUUAGCUUUGAAAAUUCAUAUAAGUUCGACCACAGCUGAACUGUUGCAGACAGAGAAUUGUUACAGAAUAGUGGAGAGAGGGAAACUAGAAGUGAAGGGUAAAGGGACGAUGACCACAUAUUGGUUAGAAAGCCAGACUGACACAGAUAACCCGGUACCCGCCUCACCCGGCGGGCUAUCCUUGUCUGACUUCAAUGCCUUGAAUAUUCAACCCGAAAGUGAAAGAGACGGACAAUCCGAGGUGACGUCAGCAAGUGACGGAAAUGACGAAGAGGCCGAAAACGAGGGACCUUCACCUAAAUAUGUGUCUUUCCUUAAUAUGCCAUCCUUACCCAACGCGGCGGACAUUAUCAGCAACGAUUCGGGAUUGCUAGAGCUAUUUGAUAGCGACCCUGAAGAAUCUAGCCCGUCUUCAACAUGACCAAUGCGGGAAGAAAAUGCUGUUUUAUCCCUGUGGACAUGAAUUUUAUAAAAUAUUUUUUAAAAAAAAUUAACAAACAGAUAAGCUGAAAGAAAAAGUAUGACUUUUCUCGAAAGUCUUCAACUUUUUUUUAUAUUUACUUGGUUUUAUUAUUUCUUUCCUUGUAUGUAUCUUGAUUAAAAAAAACGAUAUGUUGUUGAACAGGCCGCAUGAAUUUAAUUUGACCAUAACCUUACUUUUUGAUAAAGGCAUUUUUGUGUCAGUUUUGCCGGAAACAUUGUCAAGUGUUGCUCUGAUCUCUAAUUUGUAGAGAGCAAUUAAACAUGUGUCACAAAUAUUUCGUUUUCAAUUGUACAUGGUUUGUUGUGUGUACUUGACAUUAUCUGUCUGGCACACAUUUAGUUAUCAAAUACUAGUACAAUGAUAAUAAUGAAAGAUAAAAAUCUAAUAUGUACCAGAUAUAUUUGAAAUCAUGAAUGAAAUUAUUAAUCAGCUCAUUUCCGUGGGAAUUUUGUGACGUUUUAUCUGUUACCUAUUCACCAUUCCUUUUUUUCUGUUUGCACAGUCUAUAAGCUAGGCCAUCUGAUAUAUUAAUGACCUUUGAUUGGGGGAAAUAAAGUGUAUUGAAAGUAA